AUGAACUAAAAUACUAAUAUUAAUAAUAAUAAUAACAAUAAUAUUAACAAUAAUAAUAAUAAUAAUAUUAACAAUAAUAACAAUGAUAACAAUAAUAACAAUAAUAAUAAUAAUAACAAUAAUAACAAUAAUAAUAAUAAUAAUAAUAAUAUUAAUAAUAAUAAUAAUCAUAAUAAUCAUAAUAUUCAUAAUAAUCCUAAUAAUAAUUAUUAUUUAAGUAAACGAAUUUCUAAUGCUAGUCCAUUGUUAUUUUAAGAUGAUAAUUAAUUAAAUAUAUCUAAAAAUUCAGUAUUACAUACUACCAUUAUAUAAAAAGAAAUAAACGAAGACGGUAAAAAAUAAAUAAACAACUAUACAUUUAUAAAAGAGCUUGGAAAGUAAUAUAUAUAUAUAAAUAUAAAAAUAUAUUAAUAUAGAGGAAAUUGUGGAAAAGUAAAACUCGCUUUAGAUGAAAUUACCCAAAAAUACUUCGCCAUAAAAAUAGCUAAUAAAGAAAAACUAAAAAAAAAGCUAAUGUCUGUUAAAAUGAACGCAUUUACCCUUUUAUAAUAAGAAAUAGCCAUAAUGAAAAAAGUAGAUCACCCAAACAUUGUAAAACUCUACGAAGUAAUCGAAGAUUCAGAAGAUAAUAAGCUAUAUUUGGUUAUCGAAUAUAUGUAAAUAGGAUCAGUACUUUCUUCUGGAUAUUUCAAGAAAUAGCUUAUAAAAAGCGAUCCUUUAUUAUAUAAAUAGAUAUACGAUGAAAAUGGCAAAACUAAAAAUAAAAAUAUAGAGCCGAAAACCAUUUCUAUAGAACAAUUGCAUAAUUUUGCGAAUAUCAUUCAUAGAGAUAUUAAACCUGAUAAUCUAUUAGUAGAUGAACAAGAUAAUAUUAAAAUUGCAGAUUUUGGCAUUUCUUAAUUAAUUGAAGAUGAUUAAAAUGAUUAAACAACAUCCAAUGCAGGAACUAAAGCUUUUAUGGCACCUGAAUCUUGGGAAAAAAAAUAGUUUUAAGCUAAACCUUUAGACAUAUGGGCUACGGGAGUUACUUUGUAUAAUAUGAUAUAUGGGUUUAUUCCUUUUAAAGAAAAAAAAAUUAUUGAUUUAAAAGAUGAAAUAUGUAAUAAGAGUAUUUUUUACCCAAAUGAACCUUAAUUAAAUCCUUAAGUCAAAGAUCUAAUUUAAAGAAUGCUUGAAAAAGAUGCCGAAAAGCGAAUAACUGCAAGAGAGAUGCUUUAACAUCCUUGGUUAACCUUCGAUGGUAAAAUUAAAUUAAGAAAUGAUAUUAGUCAUACACUAGAAGUUAAUAAAACUGAUUUAGAAAAGGCUAUUAAAUAAAGUACAUAGCUUACAGUUUCUUUUAUGAUUGCUUUAGGAAUGAAAAAAAGCUUAAAAAGAGCUAGAAAUUCUAUUUAAUUGAAUGAAAGUUUAAAUAAUAGUAUUUAUUUAAAAGAAUCAUUAUUAUAGAAAAUGGGAAUAUUAGGAUAAGAUUAAUUAAAUUAGAAUAAUAUUUAAGAAAUGUAAUAAUUAAAAAAAACGUAAAGUAUAUCAGAAAAUAUAUUUGACAUAAGUUAGGUUAGUGAGAAAGAUUGA
Molecule: messenger RNA, 1572 nt
Organism: Ichthyophthirius multifiliis
Lineage: Eukaryota; Ciliophora; Oligohymenophorea; Hymenostomatida
Product: protein kinase domain protein
Exons: 4
Biological process (GO): protein phosphorylation; intracellular signal transduction
Cellular component (GO): cytoplasm
Molecular function (GO): ATP binding; protein serine/threonine kinase activity
Source: RefSeq, a predicted model, not a curated record